Molecule: messenger RNA, 5046 nt
Organism: Oryzias melastigma (Indian medaka)
Lineage: Eukaryota; Metazoa; Chordata; Actinopteri; Beloniformes; Adrianichthyidae
Gene: sema3aa
Product: sema domain, immunoglobulin domain (Ig), short basic domain, secreted, (semaphorin) 3Aa
Exons: 17
Coding region: 1038-3575 (845 amino acids)
Biological process (GO): positive regulation of neuron migration; negative regulation of axon extension involved in axon guidance; semaphorin-plexin signaling pathway
Molecular function (GO): semaphorin receptor binding; neuropilin binding; chemorepellent activity
Source: RefSeq, a predicted model, not a curated record
GUGCUUCAGAGCGUUUCUUCUCACGGCGGAGGGAUACACAGUCAGAAGUCCCAAAAGUUACCCCUUAAAAAAAACAUUUUCAGACACUGCUACCCCUGCAAAUGCCCCUACAAGAAUUCAGAUUAAGCUUAAGAUGAAUUUUCUUUAUAUACGUCCUCCGUCAUAUAAAAAAAUGCUACAAUAACAUGUAAAAAACACAAUUUUCCUUACAGUGAGUCUUUACGGGGUUAUUAGGGAUAGUGAUCUGAGUAGUCCCUUACAGCCUGUUCUAAAACAAAAUUAGAUUUAUUUUAGAAGAUAAUUGUAAAGUUUUGAUCACCUCAUUUGGGAAAAAAAAAAUGCUCUCAACCUUUUUUGACUGAAGGUAAAACUGCCUUAGAGCUGGCUUUUACCUCCUGGUUAACUAUAAUAAAAAGAAUUAAAAGGGGAUUAAAAAAAAGUAGAGAAAGAGAAAAAAGAGGACAGAGGGGAAAAAAAGGAAGUGGGUGCGGAAAAGUCCAAACCAUUUACCUUAACCAUACACAGUGCUUCCUUCAGUCCUCCCUCCCUCUCCCGCUCAGCUCGUCCCCCUCCCCUCCCUCCCUCCCUCCCAUGGAUGGUGUAGCUCUCUCGCAGUCUGGUGGAGCUGCUCACAAGGAUAAGAGGGUUGCUGCGAGUGUCUGCUUCAGGAGAAACAAGCCAGCUGGACAGAACGAGAUCCAACAAGAUUUUCUUGAGGAAAAGCUUUCGCCGUUGUGGAUACUAGUUCUGAUUCUCAGCGCAGCUUCUAAGCAUCAGCUCAAGAGCCGCCUCCACCUGACGGAGGACGGUGAAGCCUGUAUGUCCUGGACUUCCAACACGGGGAGCCAUGUGAGCAGCACCCCAACUUCACUCCGGCAGCCUUCCCUCUGAAACGAGGAUUUUCUUUUCUUUUUUUUCUCUUCUCUCCCUGGAAACUGGACUUUCAGGGACUAUCUCUCCAUUGGAGGACACUCAUCUGAGGGGUCGGGCUGUGAGUGCCCCCUGGUCUGGAGGCCAGCCAGCAGCACUCCAGCACCAUGGAUUACCUGUUUGGGAUUGUAGUGCUGCUGUGUGGGGCAGUGCAGCUGGGAAGAGGAGCCGAGCCCAAGCACAAUGUGCCCAGACUAAAGCUGUCAUACAAGGAGAUGCUAGAAUCCAGUAACCUCGUCACUUUCAACGGCUUGGCCAACAGCUCGAGCUAUGACACUUUCCUGUUGGACGAAGAGCGAGGCCGACUACUGGUCGGAGCAGAGGACCACAUCUUCUCAUUUGACCUUGUCAACAUCAACAGAGACCAUAAACAGAUUGCGUGGCCUGCCACCCCCUCGAAAAGGGAUGAAUGCAAGUGGGCAGGGAAAGACCUAGGGAAAGAGUGUUCUAACUUUGUUCGGGUUCUUCAACCGUACAACCAAACCCAUAUGUACAUCUGUGGAACAGGAGCCUUCCAUCCGAUCUGCGCUUUUCUGGAAAUGGGCAAGAAGGCAGAGGACAACAUCUUUCGCCUGGCCUCCCAAUUCGAGAAUGGCCGCGGGAAAAGCCCCUACGACCCCAAAAUGCUGUCCGCCUCACUUUUGAUUGAUGGAGAGCUGUACUCUGGCACAUCUGCUGAUUUCAUGGGGAGAGACUUUGCCAUUUUCCGUACGCUUGGGGACCAUCAUCCAAUCAGAACGGAGCAGCAUGAUUCAAGAUGGCUAAAUGACCCCAGGUUCAUAGGCGUCCACUUGAUCCCUGAGAGUGACAACCCAGAAGACGACAAGAUAUUCCUGUUUUUCAAAGAGAACGCCAUGGAUGGAGAGCACACUGGGAAGGCGACCAUCGCCAGGAUAGCACAACUGUGUAAGAAUGACAUGGGGGGUCACAGGAGCCUCGUGAACAAGUGGACCACUUUUCUCAAAGCGCGGCUCAUGUGUUCGGUUCCGGGGGUCAACGGCAUUGACACACACUUUGAUGAGCUGCAGGACGUGUUUCUCAUGAGCUCCAAGGACCCCAAGAACCCGGUGAUCUACGCCGUGUUCACCACAUCCAGUAACAUAUUCAAAGGCUCAGCAGUCUGUAUGUAUAACAUGGCAGACAUCAGAAGGGUUUUUCUGGGACCCUACGCCCACAGAGAUGGACCCAACUACCAGUGGGUGCCCUUCCAGGGAAGAGUCCCCUACCCUCGCCCUGGCACUUGCCCCAGCAAGACGUUUGGAGGCUUCGACUCCACCAAAGACCUUCCAGACGAUGUCAUCACCUUCGCGAGGGGCCACCCUGCCAUGUACAACCCCGUACACCCAAUAGGGGGCCAGCCCAUCAUGGUGCGGACGGAUGUGGACUACCAGUUCACUCAGCUGGUUGUGGACAGAGUGGAGGCAGAGGACGGCCAGUACGAUGUCAUGUUUAUAGGCACAGACAUGGGAACGGUUCUGAAGGUGGUGACCAUCCCCAGGGAGAGCUGGCAUGACCUAGAGGAGGUGGUGCUGGAGGAAAUGACCGUCUUCAGGGAGCCUACACCUAUAACUGCCAUGGAACUGUCCACCAAACAGCAACAGCUGUACCUUGGCUCAGCUCUGGGUGUAUCGCAGAUGUCUCUACACCGUUGCGAGGUGUACGGGAAGGCGUGCGCCGAGUGCUGCCUGGCCAGAGAUCCUUACUGUGCUUGGGACGGGGCCGAGUGUUCGAGAUACUUUCCGACCGCCAAGAGGAGAACCCGCAGACAGGACAUCCGAAAUGGAGACCCUCUGUCUCAGUGCUCGGACCUCCAGCAUCACGACGACGUAGACGGAUUGGGAGGCAGCGUGGAGGACAGGAGUGUGUUCGGGGUGGAGAACAGCAGCAUGUUCCUGGAGUGCAGCCCCAAGUCUCAGAGAGCGCUCAUCUACUGGCAGCUGCAGAAGCCCAACGAUGAUCGCAAGCAAGAGAUCAAGUUGGACGAUCGGGUUCUGCGCACUGACCAGGGUCUGCUGAUCCGCAGCUUGACUCAGUCCGACGCGGGCGUGUACCACUGCCACGCCAUUGAGCACGGCUUCAUCCAGCCCCUGCUGCGCCUCAGCCUCCAGGUCAUUCCCACCCAGAGGCUGGCCGACAUCCUCCCUGGACUUCCCGGGGCCGGAGGAGGCUCGGGUCACUCGCCCAAACACAGGGUGUGGUACCGAGACUUCCUGUCUCUCCUCGACCACCCGGAGCUGAACAGCGUGGAGGAGUUCUGCGACAGAGUUUGGAAAAAGGAGCGCAAACAAAAGCGGGUGAAGACCUCCAACGGCAACAACCAGAGCAAACCCGACGCGUUGCGGCCUAAAGCCCCCACGGCUCAGAAGCAGCAAGCCGCUCCGCCUCCCGGCAAGCCGUGGCUUCAGGCCGGAGCUCAAACAGCUGGAGGCUCGGCACGGAUCCAGAAAGCUCAAGAAAAUCUAGGUGUGCUGAAGGGCAAUCAGAAAAGCCUCCCGAAGGGGCAGAGCGGCCUGGCGGGCUCUCAGGCUGCGGGGGGAUCCCGGGUGAGCAGCCAGCACGCCGCCAAGUGGAGACGGAUGCAGGACAAUAAGAAGGGACGCAACAGGAGGACCCACGAGCUUCAAAGGCCCCCGCGAAGCGUUUGAGGGAAGAAGCACACAGUCAGAAGCACAAUGCCAUCACAUGAACACAUCCACACGUUCGGUUCGGCUGUAAAUCCAGUGACCUCUCCAUGACAACCAAAACAAACCAUCCAAAGCAUAAGAUGACUGAGACAUUGGAAUGGAUUCUGUAAAUGUGUGGUUGCCUGGGAUGCUGCCUGGAAGACACUUCCUGUACAUAAGCUACCAAAAUCAGACUGGGCGUAGGGAGCGGAAGUGUUUGUUUCUCAGCAAAACAAGGACAGCUGAAAGGACAUCCAGCUUUCCUCCUCGACCUGAGCAUGUGAACUUCUGCACAAACUCUGAUUUUCAAGAAUUAUUUCAUCUGUAGAGAUGCAAAAGUGGGACGUGUGCACAACUCGCUCCAGUAAUUUUCCAACAAACAUUAAAAAAAACAUAUAAAAAAAAAAAAAAAGUGCUCCAUCCAAACUCUCUCCACCAAAACUGGGAAAGCAUUGUGCAUGUCAAUCAAUGUUUCAAUAAGCUACUUAUGGAAAAUUCUUUUAAACCUUUCUUUUUUAUUUUAUAAAAAUAUAUUUACUUUUCUCUAUAAAACAAGUCCUUUAUUUUGGGUGCAAAAACUGCAGGCAUCAUAGUUGCCUUCUUUGUGCACAAUUCCCUCUCCUGUUGAGGUCUCUGUGUAACUUAUUGUGCUUUUUUUCUGGGAUUCAGAGUUCUAGCGUUAGCAUAUGCUAAACAGUCUCAGUUGUGUACAUAUAUACAUCAACCCUAACUCUCUGUGUAUAUAAAGUACAUAAACAGUACAAGAACACCACUUGAUUCUUAUUUAUUGCAUCGUUUUGUGAAAGGGUUGCAUUUAUUUUUGAUAUUCUGCUUUUUUUUGGCUCAUCAAUAUGUUUGAUGGACCAUCUUUUGAGGCCACAUCCGCUGCAUAUUUGACAACAAUAAGCACAAUUUAUUAUUUUUUUUAAACACGUCUUCUUCUCAUCCAAAUAGUUUUCAUCCAGUAGAAAUUGUGUAACAUACUUUCCUCCCCCCUGCGCUCUUAAUCUGAAAAACAUUAGUUGUGAAACUGUAAGAAAAUAGUGGAGAAAAAUGUUGGAGGAGAGGACCCAUUAUACUGCAUGUGAAUGCUUUUCUAUCGUCUUUUUACGUGUUUUGUGUGAGAGGUGAAAUCCCCUUAAUUAAACAAAAGGUUAUAUAAAUGACAAAAAAAAAAUCUUUUAAUUUUCUCUCCUUUUUGUCAAAAGCAGUGAUGUUACUCUGGCCAAAGCUUAUUUUUGUCUGAUUCAACACCUUUUCUGUCUCCCUGCUCCUCCGUACACGACAGGUAAUCCCUUAAAUGCAAUAGCAGAUAGUGUUCGACACCACGACGUUUGUCUUUCCCUCAAAGUGAGAAAUAUGAGAGCUGACGGUUACGGAUGCUGUAACGCGGUUCUUCUGGCAUGCAUUCAGUUGUCUAAAUAAACAUCUCUGUUACAAAAAAAACGCUGAA